GAGGCACUGCACCGGCCCUGAUUUCCCAAUGUGGAUCGAUCAGAUAAGCCUCGGGGAUAAGAGGUGGGGUCAGCCUCAGCCCACAGCCCACUCAUCCCACCAAACUUCUUCAUCUCCCCUGCCAAACAUCAUCCGAAAUAAAACAAUCCCCUUGGCGCCAAGCACACGUACACCAUGGCUGAAUCCAACGUGCAGAGAGACAAACCCGCCGAGCAGUACAGCUGGUACCAGCCCGACCUCGCGCAGGUCAAGGAGCCCGCCCGGACUCUGCUGGCCGAGUACAGCAAGAUCCCCGAGGAGAAGAUCAUCGACCAUGUCAAGGAGGUGCGCGAUCGUGCCUUCGCCGUGUUCCCCUACCCCUGCAUCGGAUCUUUCCGCUUCCUCGACAUCACCAUCUGCGCCUCCCCGGCCUACCCGGAGAUCCUCUCGCGACUGAAGUCCUCGAACGAGACAUACCUGGAUCUAGGCUGCGCAAUGGGCCAAGACAUCCGCUACCUAAUCCACCAAGGCGCUCCCGCCACCUUGCUCUACGGAAGCGACCUGCACCCCGAAUUCAUCUCCCUGGGCUACGCCCUCUUCGCCGACCGCGCCACGCUAGCGACCGAAUUCAUUCCCAGCGACAUCUUCGACCCCUCCUGCGCCCUCCUAACCCGGCUCGCCGGACAGGUCGACAUCAUCAACGCCGCCUCGUUCUUCCACCUCUUCGACUGGGCCACGCAGGUGGCGCUGGCCAAGCAGGUCAUCGCGCUGCUGCGGCCGCAGAGAGGGUCGCUGCUCGUCGGCCGGCACGUCGGGGACUUUGAGGCCGGGGCGCGCGCGGACAGCGAGCUGGGCAAUACCUACUACCGGCAUGAUCUGGCGUCGUGGCGGCGGAUGUGGGCGCAGGUGAUGGCGGAGACGGGGACGGAGUGGGAGGUCGACGUGCGGGCGGAGGAGUGGGCAGAUGUCAAGCAGAAUCGGCAUAAUCGGGACAGUUCGUUCAAGAUGGUUUUUGUGGUGAGGAGGAUUUAGGUUGGGUGGUUUGGGGUGGGAGUUGUAGGGGGAAAGGGAACUGAGUGGAUGGCAAAUGACUCGCAGGGACAUUAGUAACAGAAGCGACUUCAGUCUUCAAGAUUUUUGUUUAGUCGUCCUGACAGUGCGCGCGCUGUGCAUAAGGUCCUCAAUUGCCGAUAGCUUUAUCUUAUCACCCCAAAGGUUGUCCCCAAGGUCCCUGUACAGCACACGUUGAUAAGAAAUGAGCCAAAAUACUCCAC
This is a messenger RNA of Aspergillus aculeatus ATCC 16872, 1253 nucleotides long. Its product is annotated as class I SAM-dependent methyltransferase. Lineage: Eukaryota; Fungi; Ascomycota; Eurotiomycetes; Eurotiales; Aspergillaceae. Bases 175 to 1011 code for a protein of 278 amino acids. The record is from RefSeq and is a predicted model, not a curated record. The transcript is spliced from 4 exons.